Papaver somniferum (opium poppy) is the source of this 384-nucleotide messenger RNA. RefSeq lists its product as uncharacterized. Bases 1 to 384 code for a protein of 127 amino acids. Lineage: Eukaryota; Viridiplantae; Streptophyta; Magnoliopsida; Ranunculales; Papaveraceae. The record is from RefSeq and is a predicted model, not a curated record. The transcript has a single exon.
AUGCCAAUUAGUCUCAUUGGAGGUGUAUACAAGAUCAUUUCAAAAUUUCUGGCUAAUAGGCUUAAGUUAGUCUUACCAUCAUUGAUCACUGAAUUUCAAGGAGCUUUUGUGGAUGGAAGACAAAUAACUGAUGGGAUUCUAAUUGCAGCUGAACUCAUUGAUGCUAGAGAAAGAUUUCAAAUUCUAGGGAUGGUAGUUAAAGUGGACCUUGAAAAAGAUUUUGAUAACCUCAAUUGGAAGUGUUUAGAUGUUACGAUGCAAAGAUUUGGUUUUGGUAAUGUGUGGAGAAACUGGAUUCAUUGGUGCUUAUCUUCUGUGAGGUUUUCCAUGGCUAUUAAUUGUCAAGCUUCAAGUUUGUUUAGAAGUGGAAAGGAUGUUAGGUAG